Nematolebias whitei (Rio pearlfish) is the source of this 1528-nucleotide messenger RNA. RefSeq names its product pannexin-1. The transcript is spliced from 7 exons. Gene Ontology annotation, biological process: monoatomic cation transport; positive regulation of interleukin-1 production. The coding region runs from base 3 to 1307 and encodes 434 amino acids. Lineage: Eukaryota; Metazoa; Chordata; Actinopteri; Cyprinodontiformes; Rivulidae. Gene Ontology annotation, molecular function: channel activity. The record is from RefSeq and is a predicted model, not a curated record.
ACAUGGCCAUCGCACACGUAGCUACAGAAUACGUGUUCAGCGACUUCCUGCUGAAGGAGCCGAACCAGGCCCGGUACCGCAGCGUCCGGACGGAGCUGGCCGUGGACAAGAUGGUGACCUGUGUGGUGGUGGGGCUGCCGCUCCUCCUCAUCUCGCUGGCCUUCGCUCAGGAAGUCUCGGUCGGGACUCAGAUCAGCUGCUUUUCUCCCUCUAACUUCUCGUGGCGGCAGGCUGCUUAUGUGGAUUCAUACUGCUGGGCGGCUGUUCACACACACACCCUCCCUCUGUGGCUACAUAAGUUCUUUCCUUACGUCCUGCUGCUGGUGGCGGUCCUGAUGUACGCCCCCGCACUGAUCUGGAGGUUUGUAGCGGCGCCGCUCCUGCAGUCGGACGUCAGCUUCAUCAUGGAGGAGUUGGAUCGCUGCUACAAUGGCGCUGUCACUUUGGCCAAACGCUUGGCGACGUCAGGACUGCUCAUCUCGGACAGCGACCUGACCGAGGGCUGUUUUAACUACCCGCUGGUGGAGAAGUUUUUGAUGACCAAGCGCUGCUCGCGGAGGCUGCUGUCCUGCUACCUGCUGUGCCGCGGCCUGACUCUGGUCACCUUGCUGUGUGCAUGCCUCUACCUGGGUUACUACCUCAGCCUGGCCUCCGUCACAGAUGACUUCGGCUGCCCGCUGCGAGUCGGACUCCUCACCAACGACACCAGCGUCCCUGAAAGGGUGCAGUGUAAGCUCAUUGCUGUAGGAGUCUUCUUUUUGCUCAGCCUGGUCAACUUGAUCGCCUUCAUCGCACUUAUCCCCGUCGUGAUCUACGCUGGUCUCCGCCCCCUCUUCUGCCAGGGAUACGCCCACUUCCUGGAAACUUACCAGUCCCUUCCCACUGUGAGCGUCCUGCCCAAACCCGAAGGCCAAUGGGAUGAUCUCUCGCUCUACCUGCUCUACCUGGAGGAAAACCUCAGCGAACUCAAGUCAUACAAAUACAUGAAGGUGCUGGAGAUGUUGAGGAAACGAGGCGAACGAUCCGGAGAAGAUUUUGACAUCGUGGAUCUUCUGAAGACGCUCUGCCUUGUGAAGACGGACACUACGGACGGGAAAAAAUUGGCUGAAGUGAAACUGGACGAGGUCAAAAUGAAUGUGGGCGACACUAACGAUGGAGAGAAGAACAGCGCUGGUCGUCCAAACUCUGGAAACAACACUAAGAUGGAAACAGAGAUGGAAGAGUUAAUUCGUCUGCUGCCGGGAAGCAGUGAUGCGACAGGAGGCGGCAGAUCAGAGGGCGGGGCUGUUCGUCAGCGAGCGAUGUGAUUGGCUGAAGUGGAGCUCGGCAACGUGAUGGAGCCAUGAAGAUCACGUGUUUGAGGACGUGGAACUGACGGCGUUUAGUCCUUUCUAAAGACGACAGAACAAGGUGACGAAUAAAAACUGAAAGUUGUACAGAUUUCAGUUCCACUGAAUCAUUUAGAGCCACUGAUUGUAUUUGAAUAACACACAAAAAAAAUGAAAUAUAAACGUCUUUAGUCCUAAAG